AUGUGAAUAGCAUCUGAAUGUCUUACUACAUGAAGCAUGAUUAUCAAGUAAAUAAUUUUUUUUUUUGAUAAGUAUGAUUAUCAAGUAAAUAAUGAACCCUUGUCAACAAGGAUCAAAAUUAUAGGGAGAAAAAAGGAAGAUAAAUGUUAAGUUGGUAUUGUAUAUGAAUUUAUGGCUUAAUAAAGAAAAUUCAGAAAACAUUACAUCUAUUAAUUACUAUUUUCAGAUAUUAACCCUGUGAUUUAUCCACACUUAAAAAAAAAAAAAAGGGUUUUUGGUAUCGUAAGCGUAUCAUGAUGAUCCUUGAUUUCUCAUAAUUAUAAAAUAAAAUAAAUGAAUAAUUUGAUAAAUAUUUUUAAAAAGGAUAUUCAUUCUUCUCGAUGUAGUAUCAUUAAUCGCAUCUAUGACGGAACAUGAAAUAAGUAAAAAUAACAGAGUGAUUUUAAAUUAAGGAAAGAACCGACAGCGGCAUUUCUUGUAACGUUACUACCCUCGAGUCCUCUGCUUCCACCCCCACUCAACGUUCAGAUUCCGAAAACUCCGGUGCAGUUUGGAAGCUGAGAAACGGUGGGACAAAUACGACCCAUGACAGAAAAUCCCAAGCACUUGCUAGACCGUGUCUCCGAAUCUCCCCAUAGGCCUUCUAAAAUCGCAAAAACCGCCGCCCAAAACCUCAGCAACGACGAAGAGGAACAGCAAGAAGCGCCCAUGGGCCCAAGCCCUAGAACCCAGCGAUACCUGGUCGCGAUCGAGUACAUUGGGACUCGUUUCUCCGGGUCUCAGCAGCAACCUAACUUCCGUACCGUCGUUGGCGUUCUUGAGGAAGCUUUUCAUAAAUUUAUUGGCCAGCCAGUUUCAAUUGUUUGUUCAAGUCGUACUGAUGCAGGAGUGCAUGCCUUAUCAAAUGUUUGUCAUGUAGAUAUUCAACGCAUAAGCAAAAGGAAGCCUGGUGAAGUGUUACCACCUCAUGAACAAACUGUGGUCAGAAGAGCUGUGAACCAUUUCUUACAGAAUGAAGGUGAUAUAAUGGUGAUUGAUGUUCGAUGUGUUCCAGCUGAUUUCCACGCUAGAUUCAAAGCUCAAGAGCGCACGUACUUCUAUCGCUUGCUUUCUGGACCAGAACCUUUGUCGACCUUUGAGAGGGACAGAGCGUGGCAUGUUCCUGAGGAGUUAGAUAUACUUGCCAUGCAGGAAGCAUGCAAAAUUCUUGUUGGGCAUCAUGACUUCAGUUCCUUUAGAGCAGCUGGUUGUCAGGCAAAAUCACCAAUUAGAACUUUAGAUGAACUCACGGUUUCUGAGGUAGUUUCAACUCCAUAUUUUCCGUCCAUAGUUGAAAGGAGACAGAACAAUCUAAUCAUGGAAGAUCUUCAUGCAAGCUCAAACAAGUCGGAGAGUGACCUACCUGUUAGUUCUAUUUCCAUUGGCAAUGGGGCAAGCGGCUUUAAUGGUGAAGCUUCUCUUGGAUUUGGCAUAAGAAGAAGGCAUCGUUGCUUUGUGGUAACUGCACGUGCACGCUCUUUUCUUUAUCACCAGGUUAGACUGCUCGUUGGUGUUCUAAAAGCUGUUGGAACUGGAAACUUGACAAUCUCAGAUGUUGAAAGAAUCCUUAAUGCAAAGAGUGUGACUGCUGCAAGUCCCAUGGCCCCUCCAUGUGGUCUCUACCUUGGGCAUGUGAAAUAUGAUCUGCCUUGAGAGGAAGUAUAAAGGAAUCGUGGUUUCUUCUAAAAAUGUCAUGGAGUUGUGUGUUACCGGAAUACACUUCCUAACUGCAUUGGUACCAACGUCCAAGGGAUAGUACCAAUGCCCGAAGGAACUUCCAGAUUAAUGACGACCUUGUUACAGUGGCCCUUUGACAGAAUGGUCUCUGAACCAUGCACUUGUAAUACUGCAAUUCAAUUGUCUGGAUUUCUCUUUUCUUCAAUAAUUGUCUGGAAUUUGACCUCCAAAAUUAAUGGCAUUGGCAUAUUUGAGCGUCUUCA
Carya illinoinensis is the source of this 1979-nucleotide messenger RNA. Its product is annotated as tRNA pseudouridine synthase A-like. Bases 586 to 1692 code for a protein of 368 amino acids. Lineage: Eukaryota; Viridiplantae; Streptophyta; Magnoliopsida; Fagales; Juglandaceae. Gene Ontology annotation, biological process: tRNA pseudouridine synthesis. The record is from RefSeq and is a predicted model, not a curated record. Gene Ontology annotation, molecular function: RNA binding; pseudouridine synthase activity. The transcript is spliced from 10 exons.